AACAUUUCUUCAACAUCCUUGGCUCACUCAAUUUGUUUCUUGGAUAAUAUUGAAUUUUUUUCUUUCUUUUCUGUGAUGACCGUUAUCAACGUUAUUAGCAAUUGUACCAUGAAACCAUCCUCAAGGAUUCUCGUAAUUGGUCGAAAAAAACCAUCUUUUCUAUCAAGAUGUCACCAUUCUCUAACAAUGUCAACAUCUAUAUCUAAUCCUGUUCUCAAUCUUGAUCUGAAAACCAAGCACAACCCUUCUCGCACGUUAAAACCAGGACGCAUAAUGAACGGUUUUCAAAGAGUUUUGGGUUUACCCUCUUGGAGUUUUGGCCAUUCAAGAACAAGUAUCACUUUUAGAGCAACAAAAACAAAAGAAAGUUUUUCUUGCAUUGGUGGAGUAUCCUUCAAGGCACGUGAAUUCUCAGAUUCUGUUAAGACCACACGUGUGAAUGGUGAGAGGGUUUAUGUGAAGGGUGUGAAGCCAUUAAGAAUUGACAAAGAUGAUAAUAACAAGGGUGAAAGAGACGAAGAAGAGUCUCGGUUCGAAGGUGGCGAUGAAAAGGAUUUGAAGAAAGGUGAUGAAGAAGAGACGGAGGUUGAGAAAGAGGCGUGGAAGUUAUUGCAAAAGGCGCUUGUUACAUAUUGUGAUACACCUGUUGGAACAGUUGCAGCAAAUGAUGAUUCGGAUAAAGAUUCACCAUUGAAUUAUGAUCAGGUUUUUAUAAGGGAUUUUAUCCCUUCUGCUCUUGCUUUCUUGCUCAAGGGAGAAAAAGAGAUUGUCAAGAACUUUCUCCUUCACACUUUGCAACUUCAGAGUUGGGAGAAAACAGUGGAUUGCUAUAGUCCAGGACAGGGCUUGAUGCCUGCGAGUUUCAAAGUUAAAACUACGGAAGUAGAUGACAAUAAUAAAUCAGGAGAAGUUUUAGAUCCUGAUUUUGGAGAAUCGGCUAUUGGUCGUGUUGCUCCUGUAGAUUCAGGAUUGUGGUGGAUCAUCCUACUUAGGGCUUAUGGGAAGCUCACUGGUGACUACAGCUUGCAAGAAAAGUUGGAAGUUCAAACAGGCUUACAAAUGAUCCUCAACUUAUGUUUAUCAGAUGGAUUUGAUAUGUUUCCUUCUCUGUUAGUUACUGAUGGAUCUUGCAUGAUAGAUAGAAGGAUGGGAAUUCAUGGCCACCCUCUUGAGAUUCAAGCAUUAUUUUACUCGGCUCUUCGAUCAGCGCGCGAGAUGGUUGUCAUAAAUGAAGAAUCUAAUAACUUAAUUGGAGAAAUUAACAACAGACUAAGUGCAUUGUCCUUCCACAUUAGAGAGUAUUAUUGGUUGGAUAUGAGAAAGGUGAAUGAGAUAUACAGGUACAAAACAGAAGAGUAUUCUUUUGAUGCAACUAACAAGUUCAACAUCUAUCCAGAACAAAUUCCAAUGUGGCUAAUGGAUUGGAUUCCAGAAGAAGGUGGUUAUCUCAUAGGAAAUCUACAACCAGCUCACAUGGAUUUCAGGUUUUUCAUGCUUGGAAAUCUAUGGUCUAUUGUUUCAUCUUUGGGUACUCCAAAACAGAACAAGUCUAUUUUGAAUCUCAUUGAUUCAAAAUGGGGUGAUCUUGUUGGUUGCAUGCCUCUUAAGAUUUGUUAUCCUGCCUUGGAGCAUGAAGAAUGGCGCUUAAUUACCGGAAGCGACCCUAAGAAUACCCCUUGGUCAUAUCACAACGGUGGAUCUUGGCCUACUCUUCUCUGGCAGUUUACACUGGCAUGCAUCAAAAUGGAAAGAAACGAUCUAGCUGAAAAGGCGGUCGCUUUGGCUGAGAAAAGGCUUCCAUUUGAUUCAUGGCCAGAAUAUUAUGACACAAAAACAGGAAGAUUCAUUGGAAAACAAGCUCGGCUUUUUCAAACCUGGACAUUGGCUGGAUUCCUUGCUUCUAAGAUGCUUUUGAAGAAUCCUGAAACAGCAUCAUUGCUAUGUUGGGAUGAAGAUCUUGAAAUUCUUGAAACAUGUGUUUGUGCACUUAACAAGAGUGGCAGGACAAAAUGUUCACGUAAUGUUGCAAAGUCACACAUUCUAGUGUGAUUGAUGUUCACAAGACUUUCACUGUUGUACAGUUUAACUAGUUUAGUGUAUAUAUAUAUGAAUAUCAUCAUGUGUAUGGGUUGAGUUUCAUAGAAUUUAGUAUAACAUUUUUUUAAUUGUUGUGACUAUGAUGACUAGGGCUUCAU
Cicer arietinum (chickpea) is the source of this 2195-nucleotide messenger RNA. Its product is annotated as alkaline/neutral invertase A, mitochondrial. Gene Ontology annotation, biological process: sucrose catabolic process. Gene Ontology annotation, cellular component: mitochondrion. The record is from RefSeq and is a predicted model, not a curated record. NCBI's taxonomy places the organism in Eukaryota, Viridiplantae, Streptophyta, Magnoliopsida, Fabales, Fabaceae. Gene Ontology annotation, molecular function: sucrose alpha-glucosidase activity; endo-alpha-N-acetylgalactosaminidase activity.